Drosophila rhopaloa is the source of this 1405-nucleotide messenger RNA. RefSeq names its product androgen-induced gene 1 protein. The transcript has 4 exons. The coding region runs from base 144 to 887 and encodes 247 amino acids. Lineage: Eukaryota; Metazoa; Arthropoda; Insecta; Diptera; Drosophilidae. Gene Ontology annotation, cellular component: endomembrane system; membrane. The record is from RefSeq and is a predicted model, not a curated record.
UCCAGUUUUCCAUACGCUCAGUUGUGCCCGCGGUCAAGGGAAAAUCGCAGUCGACCUAUUCCCCCGAGCAAAGCCAAAAAGAAAUCAGGAAAAAUACCAAGCGUGCGGGUGUCCGAGACCUGGAUCUGUGAGAAGUCUUCAAGAUGACCAAAGUGGAGCUCUACAAGUCACGCGUCUUUGUGACAAUCAUACACCUGUGUGCCCUGGGCCAAUUCGCCUAUGGGCUCUACUACAGCUCUUUCGAAAUCCAGAGGAGCUAUAAGCUAAAGACCAGCCUUAAUCGCCGACUGGUGCCGGAAUCGCUGCCCCAGAAAAUCAAAUUCCUGUCCUAUUGGUCGUUGAUAAUUCAGGCACUGUACUAUAUUGUAUCGCUUGUCAACGAUUUUGUGGGCACCAAUGAGCUGACCCCCAAGAAGCCUCCGGCGGUGCGCCGGUUCAAAGACUGGCUGAUGGCCACAUUGGCCUUCCCCGUGGCUAUCAACGUGGGCGUGACCUUCUGGACACUUUACGCCAUCGAUAGAGAGCUGGUCUUCCCAAAGGUGCUGGACCCCGUCUUCCCCAGCUGGCUUAACCAUGUCCUGCACACCAACAUCGUGGUCUUCAUUGUCUUGGAGCUGUUCAUCUCGUACCGCUCGUACCCAAAACGCAGCCACGGACUCGCUGUUCUGACCAUCUUCAUGGGCUCCUACCUGGUAUGGAUCCACAUUGUAAAGCACUACUCCGGCGUCUAUGUCUAUCCAGUGCUGGAGGUGCUCCAGCUGCCACAGCGCAUCCUGUUCUUUGUGGUCGUCGUGGGAUUCACGCUGUCGCUCUAUCUGCUGGGCGAGUUCCUCAACAACACCGUCUGGGCCAAGGAGGUGAAGCUGGCCAAGCGCAAAUCCAACUAGGAGUAGGCUGAGCCCCGUUUCUGUCCCUUGUAGUCGCGUUUAAUUAGCCACAAAAUAAAAAAUAACGACAGGCCUGUUUCGGUUAUUGAUUUUUCCCAUAUUGUUCGAUCUCCAGGAUAGUAGAAGGAUAGUAUUAAUUAUGCAUGCCAUACUGUAAAGUUGACCGAAGAAGCGGCACAAAAUAUCUGAAAAAUUGAUAAUCGAAUCAUCAUCUUGCCUGAUAAACUCGCUAAUAAUAUUUUACAUACCUAAUGAAUUGUGAAAGUCUUUAAACGUAAUAUAGAAAACCGUUUGCUAAUGAUAUUCAUUCUAUUCUUAUUACGAAUUGUAAUUGAGAUUAUAGCCGUAGUUUUUUCGUUUUUUAUUAAAUCAGAUAAGUGAAGUUACGUUUUCGAUUCCAACCACCUCAUAUCAAGGAAUUUUAACACCAACACCUUCUUUGAAUACCUGUGUUACAACCUGUAAUUCAAUUCUAGUAUCGUAAUAAGCCGAUUAAACUCUUGAUUGACUGCGAAAAA